GUGUCAGAGGAAGGCCCAAAAAAUUGUCAAAGACUCCAGUCACCCAAUUCAUCGACUGUUUUAUCUGCUACCACACGGCAAGCGGUACCGGGUCGCCAAGUCUAAGUCCAAAAGGCUCCUAAAUAGCUGAACAGUCAAUCAAAUGGUCACUCAGACUAUUUACAUUGACCCCCCCCCUUUGUUUUUACACGGCUGCUACUCGCUGUUUAUUAACUAUGCAUAGUCACUUUACCCCUACCUACAUGUACAAAUUACCUUGACUAAUCUGAACCCCCGCACAUUGACUCGGUACUGGUAUGCCCUGUAUAUAGCCUCCUUAUUGUUAUUUUAUUGUGUUACAUUUUAGUUUUUGUAUCCUGUAAAUGGGCCUUUAUAAAUGUGUUGUUGUUCAGUUGUUUGGGACUCAACAGAACACAACUGCUGUUACCAAAUAAACAACUCUGUGAAUAAACAGCAGGAAUUUCUGGACUGAAUACACUAUUCUCCCUUGGUCAGAGCAGGAGUGAAAAUGAAAAGGCAGUGUGUGUGUGUGUGUGUGUGUGUGUGUGUGUGUACCAUGUUACGAUCACUCACCAGUUCUUUGUCUGUCCGGCAUUGAAGAAGUCCUGGUCUCAGAUGGGGUCUGACGGGUAUGACUGCAGAAGGUUGAAGGUUGAGACCUGUGGGCGACUCGUUGGUCAUCUUCACCCGAUUCUGCAGGAGUGACAUUGGGAUCUGACACAGGGAAGAGGGUUACAAAUGCACGGUAAUGCAUGGUGCCUACUCUACACUGGUUCACCAGUCUGGACACAGUGUAGGCCUACUGCACCAUGCCUUGUGCGAGAAGUAUCUGCUGAGCGACAGUCUGAAGUAUGGAUGGCAGGUCUCUAGGCUGACGACCUCACAGAUCUUCUCCAGGCUGGACAUUCUCACUUCUCUCUCUUCCCUCCUCUCUUCCAGUCCACCAUGAAUAUCUAUCCUCACAACUCAGUGUUUGUGUGUGUGUGUGUGUGUCCUUGGGACGUCCAUACCUAAACACUAACCCCUACCUAAACCAUUUAAAUGUAAACUUCAGUGGGUUAGGGACGUCCCGAGGUUCCCGGAUAGCACGGUCGCAGACCUAGGGUCAGGGUUCCUUUUGGCUUCAACGUGCUUUUUGUCCAUUCUCACUUCCCGUCUCGGCUGUAUGCUAAUCACAUGACGAGACCAUUGACGGUACCACAGUACAGUGUGUGACUAGACCGUUUCAUUAUAGCUCGGUGGACUAGACUGCUAACUUUUCACCCGCGGAGAGAGCGUUGCAGCUGGAGAUUAGCAACGAGCUGUCAAAUAUUCAUACAUAAACUACACCGUUAGCAGACUUGCAUUGCGAUCUGCUUUCUCCUGGUGUAUAAUGAAGCGGAUGAGGGGUGGGCGUCACACCAAGUUGGGCGUGGCAUGAGACAGGGACAGACUGUGGGUGUCACUGCUACCACCCUGCACCCCCCCAUCAACAUGGCCUCCAGCUACCUGCCCCCCUUUGAGGGCACAGGGGAGGUGAAGGAGGGCUUCCUGUGCCCGCUUUGCCUGAAGGACCUGCAGUCAUUCUACCAGCUGCAGGAGCACUAUGAGGAGGAACACUCUGGGGAUGACAGACAUGUCAGGGGACAGCUCAAGAGUCUAGUCCAGAAGGCUAAGAAAGCCAAAGACAAGCUGCUGAAGAGGGAUGGAGAGGACAAGCCAGAGAUGGACAGCUAUGAGUCCUUCUACUACGGUGGAGUAGACCCCUACAUGUGGGAGCCUCAGGAGCUGGGAGCCACCAGAAGUCAUCUGGACUUCUUCAAGAAGCACAGAGCUGCCAGGAUCGACCACUACGUCAUCGAGGUCAACAAGCUAAUUAUCAGGCUGGAGAAACUAACCUCAUUUGACAGGAUGAACAUAGAUGCAGGCAAGAUUAGAGCGAUUGAGAAGUCUGUUGUGUCGUGGGUGAGUGACUCUGAUGUCCCGUUCUGUCCCGACUGCGGGAACAAGUUCAACCUCCGGAACAGACGACACCACUGCCGUCUCUGUGGCUCCAUCAUGUGUAAGAAGUGCAUGGAGUUUGUGCCCCUGCCUUUGGCUUACAAGCUGACCAGUGGGACACGGGAGGCCCUGAGUGUUCCAGGCAGCCCGGGCCAAUCUCAGUCCCCUCCAACAGGGGGUGGUGGGGGCAGCAUCAGCGGGAUGGGCUCCAGGAGAGGCAGCGUCAGCAGCCUGAGCAGUGUCACCUCCAUUCUGGAAGAGAAGGAUGACGAGAGGAUCCGUUGCUGCUGCCACUGCAUGGACACCCUGAUGAGGAAACAGCAGAAACUGGAGGAGAAGGACCACGUGCCUGACAUCGUCAAGCUCUACGAGAGGCUGAGGCUGUGCAUGGACAAGGUGGACGAGAGAGCUCCAGAGUACAUCAGAAUGGCUGAGUCUCUUAAUGCUGGAGAGACCACCUAUAACCUGGACACGGCUGGUGGACUGAGAAUGGAAGUCCAGAAAUACUACGAACUUAUCGAUGCACUGAGUAAGAGGAUCUUAACACUGGGAAUGAAGGAGGAGCCACAGCCCCAUCCAAAGAAUCUCCAGCUGCAGAGGAUGGUCAGAUACACAGCCACACUGUUCGUCCAGGAGAAGUUACUGGGUCUGAUGUCUCUGCCCACUAAGGACAAGUAUGAGGAGCUGAAGAUGAAGCGGAAGCAGGAGCAGGAGAAGAGGCUUGCCCAGGAAAGACUGGCUGCCCAGAAGAGAAGGCAGGACUCUGAGAAGAACCGCCCAGCCUCUAGCACCAACGGGGAGCCUCCCCAGGCCCCCAGAGUCCUCCGCAUGACCAAAGCUGGAGGCUGGCUGCCCUCCUCAGACACCCUCCACACCCACGGGGAGCUGGAAGACCCCAUGCUGCAGCAGAUAGAGAAUAUCCGGUCGUUCCUGCGGCAGGCCAAGGCCGCCCAUAGACAUGACGAGGUGGCCAUUUUGGAGGAGAACCUCAGGCAGCUUCAGGAUGAGUACGACCAGCAGCAGACCCACCUGGCCAUCACUCUGUCCCAGAGACUGGCCCAGGAGGAGCUGCAGCACCUGGAGGACAGGGAGAGGGGGAAGAUGAAGCACAGGGCUCAGAGCCAAGCCCCAGGAUCCACUCAGGCCACAUACACCUGGCAGGGCUCACUGAACCUAACUGAUACAGGGAGCCUCCAUAGGGAGGGGGAGGAAGAGUUGACCCCUAAAGCAGAGAGGAGCCCCCCGUCCAUGAGGGCCUUCCCUGCCCUGACGGACCAGGAUGAGGAGUCGCCCCCGUGGCUGGGGGGAGAUGUAGAGGGACAGAACAGCGCCUCCUUCAACCCCUUUAAGGAGGAAGACUCCACCACGGUGGAGGAGGAUCCGUCCAACCCGUUCUCCGAGGAGAUCCAGAAGGAGCACAAGGAGGUAGCUAACGGGAAGAAGGAGUACAACCCAUUUGAGGAGGAAGAGGAGGGCGGGGUGCAAGGGCAGGCUGAUGGCGUCACAGGCAACCCUUUCGAAGAGGAGGAGGAGAACGAUGAAGGUAACCCUUUUAAAGAGGCUUCUGGGAAUACCCCGCCGGGAGCCUCGACCAAUCCCUUUGAAGAGGAGGGUGAGGCAGCAAUGCCAGACGUUGACCUGAUCGAGGAGGAGUUGCUGCUGCAGCAGAUCGAUAACAUUCGGGCGUACAUCUUCGACGCCAAGCUCAACGGGAGGCUGGAUGAGGUGGAGCUGCUGUCAGAGAACCUGAGAGAGCUGCAGCGCACCCUGCAGGAACAGAAGCUUAAGACACACUGACAGAGACACUACCUCUGUUUCUACUUUUCUCAUCCUCCAUGCCAUCACCUGAUUCUUACAACAGGGCUGCCCACCCAGGGUGCCCACCUAGAAGCUAAUCCGGAGACUCUACAGUAGUUCCCUUUUUAAAGCUGGGAUCCGCAAAAGGCGAAACAUCGCCACUGGUCGCCCAAGGUGCAUUUGUUAUUGUUUUUCAAACGGAGGAGAUGAGCAUCCAGUAUCAUGAUAAAAACAGUUUGUAGUACAUACUCUGCUGUUAUAUCCAGAGGAGGCUGGUGGGCGAAGCUAUUGUAAUGGCCGGAAUGGAAUGAUUGGAACGGAGUUUCCAUAUGUUCUGUGUGUUUGAUAACAUUCCAUUUCAGCAAUUACAAUGAGCCCACCCUUCUAUAGCUCCUCCCACCAGCCUCCACUGGUUCUAUCUCAUGUGCAAUGAUGUCCGAUGAAAAAAGUGUUUGUUUGAAGUAAUGUCUUUGUUGUUGUAAUAUCGCAAACAGACAUGGCAGUUUCACCGCUAAUGAUUCCAGCUUUAAAUGGCCAAUGAUCUCAUUGAUUCUGGGUUGGUUAAGGUCCGUGUUAGGUGGGUUAAAACAUUUGUGAAGGAACCACCCACCCCCCAUUCCCCUUGGGUAUUAGCCCUCUAGACCAAGGGCCGCAUCUCAAUAGUCUAUACUCCCUCUCCUUGUCAGAUUCCUUCAUCUGUAUUGAUGUGAAUGAACUGCAAAGGUGACAGCACCUAGCAUUAUUUCUUUGCCGAUCCUGAUCAUCCUGCCAUGUAAGUGCAGGGUCAAUGAGAGAAAGCAAAACUAGUCUAUUGAGACCCUGCUCAGGGUUAUGCAGCCUAGCACUAAAAGGAGAUGCCUUUACAUUCAUUUCUUCACUCUUGUACAUACUAAUAACACUCACACUCUAUGAAGGCCUCAUUUAGGAGCCCUGUUGUUUUUGUAAUUCUAUCUGUAUGGUAAGAAGAAGCACAAGGGCAGAGUAAGUCAUCACUUCCAGACAGUUGUGCACAGUCAGCCACAGGAGGUAGGAUUCAAGGGGUCAUAUUUGGGCAACAGAGGCCUGACAUCAUCUGUAGUCCUGCUAUUCAAUACCGAUACCUUAUGUAGAACCAGGGUUGCCUUGAAGGUCACAAAGUUUUUGGAAAUGUUAUGGUCUUGAACGAAAAUGUUCACUCUGAACUGACAGCUGUCGUCGG
This is a messenger RNA of Oncorhynchus tshawytscha (Chinook salmon), 4975 nucleotides long. Its product is annotated as rabenosyn-5. The record is from RefSeq and is a predicted model, not a curated record. Bases 1417 to 3777 code for a protein of 786 amino acids. NCBI's taxonomy places the organism in Eukaryota, Metazoa, Chordata, Actinopteri, Salmoniformes, Salmonidae. Gene Ontology annotation, molecular function: metal ion binding. The transcript has 13 exons.